Molecule: messenger RNA, 2596 nt
Organism: Zychaea mexicana
Lineage: Eukaryota; Fungi; Mucoromycota; Mucoromycetes; Mucorales; Lichtheimiaceae
Exons: 2
Coding region: 16-2340 (774 amino acids)
Molecular function (GO): protein binding
Source: RefSeq, a predicted model, not a curated record
UUCUACCAUUUCAUCAUGUAUACUGACAACACAAUAAUGGACCAAGAAACCAGAGAUGCAUAUGUCGAUGGUAAACCACCAGAAGACCAAAGCUACCACUUGGUCCGAAUCGCUCAAACGGCAUUUAACAGACGAGAAAAUGCCAAAGUUAUCCAGGUCGUGUCCGACGUGAUAUCAUCCGACAAAGCCAGCAACAACAAUCCCACGCGAACCGCACUAUUACAAACUCACAACCAUGCCACUUUGCUUAAACUACGUGCCCUGGCAUACGGAAGGACGGCCAAGUUUGAUGUAGCUCAUGCAGAUGCAAAAACCAUCAUCAACAUGCCGAGCGAACAAGCUCCUGGAUACGUUUGCUCGGCCCAGCUUUACUCAAUGCAAGGUCACCAGAAAAAAGUGACUGAAGCAUGCAAGCAAGGAAUCAAAGCCUUACAGUGUCAUCACAAUCGUCGAAACGAAAAAAGCAUUGCAGAAAUGCUUGAGGAGCUUCUAAAAGACGCCAAACAACGCCUGCAAAUUCGCAUUGACUUUGUUGUCCGCCUUCCUCCAGAGAUACUGGCAUGUGUUUUCAUCGAUUUCGGUAGACGUAAUCUGGCCAUGGCAACACUUGUUUCACCAACAUGGCACGAUCGAAUUACUCAAUGCGGACUAUUAUGGCGAUGUUUGUUGUUAAUGCUGCAGGGCGGCGACGAGCAGGAACUGUUGUGGCUUGCUGCACCUCGUUUUGGAUGUCAUGUACGCGAACUAUACUAUAACGACGUUAUUUCAAUAGCAAACAAUAAAAGCAGCAGCAACAAUAAUUUAGUGGUGCCACAGCUACAAGCGCAACAUAUCCCUGUGGAUCAAGAAGUAGACUCCUACAUUGCUUAUAAAGGCUACCAUAAUGGAUUCGAUACAAGUCUCUUGAAAUACCGUCUCGGCUAUGCCACUUUAUCUUUCGAACGCGUCCUUGCCACCUUUCCAAACUUAACACGCAUGAAGUUCAAUGGCUCACAAGACAAAGAUCCCAACUUGUAUAUAAGCUACAGCGAGAACUUGCUGCCAACAAUGACGAUACAUCAUCAGCAGUUCUACCAUCACCAUCUUACAAAUUUGGAGAUACAAAUACACAAUGGCGUCAGCACCGUACAAGUUGAUACAAUAUUGCGCUGUUGUCCUGCUAUUAUUCGACUUGCAAUAGCGACUUGCGGUUGGGAUGCUCUGGCAGUCAUCCAACAAUAUCCGCGAGUCCGGGUGGUCGUGCUAAACAACGAAUUUGUCCAUUGGAAAACGUUACAUUUUCAACGUAUGUCAACUUGUUCACCACCAUCGACGCAUGGUGGUACCACAGCGACUACUAAUGAUAGUACUACUACUGGCCUCCGGUCACUCGUUUUGCAAGCUCUGACUCGAGACAAUUUUACAUGCUAUGACGUCGCUCCAUUGAUCACUGCCAGCGCACAUACUCUUGAAGAGCUGAUAAUCGCAACUGCACGUCGAGACCAGAAGCAUCUAUACAACGUCAUCAGCAAAACGGUACGGUGGAAGCAUAUCUUUACUACAGCACGUUUUGACAACUUGCGACGACUCUUUUGCGUGGUUCCUCAAAAGUACGAAUCGGAAUUUGCUUCCAUGCUCCGCCAAUGUCCUCUUCUAGUCGACUGUACGAUCAUACAUCCUAAAACAAUUCCGGGUAUCAUCCUUGACGCGUUAGCUGCAGUUCCAGAUCUUCGAAGACUUGGCUUAACAUUUGGUUUUGGAGGAGGCGUUGAUAUUCCAGCAUUCCAAAGACUACUCCAGGGGAAAAAAGUUGAUAAUGACAGCGACCAACCGCAAAUGUUGGAAAACAAGAAAAGGCAAGGCCUUCAACAUUUGUGCUUUAGAAGCUGUCCAGAAAUCUUGGACGAGAUCCUUGACGUUGUAGCUACACCAUCAACAACACUACGGGGUGUCGAAUUUAGUUUGAACGUGGAUCUCUUGUCAUGGCACACUAUGAAAUGCUUUCUCAAGCGAAUGGAUGAGCUUGUUUCUGUCGAAUGGAUCAUUUUUAACUGCGUAGAAUGUUACGAGUACGGAAACGCCAGCCCCAACAACAACAACAACAAUAACCGCGAUGAACCAGAAGGAACGAUUUGGAUGCUGCAGCCAAAAGAUGACAAGAUCAGAGAAUUGAAGCUUCGUAGACUGGAGGAGGCCGUGGAUAUAUGUGGCAUUCCCUAUUGUCCAGUUGUCGCCCUCGUCGAUUUGAGCAAAUGGCCGAAUUUUGCAGAUGAAGCAGUAAUGGACAAAGUGGAUGAUUGGCCAGAUGCGUGCCCAGGACGAGCCAUUUACACUGACAUUGAGAAUAUCUUGGACCUGUAAAAGAAGGCUUUUUGCUUUUACAACUACAGUGUUCCAUCAAUCAAUAUUGGAGAGGGUCAUUAGAUGUAUAUCUACUUACUGCUACUGAUUACUUGAUUCGAAAAGAGUUACAUGACGACCGUCCGAUGUCAAUGCGAAAAGAGAUGUAGUGACUCGCUUAGCAGGCCACCACCGCCCAUCCGAUUAUUGUAAACGAAAUAUGUACCGUCAUGAAAUGCAGGCAUUGUAUACCAAAUCUAGCAAUAAAACUGCCAAU